Messenger RNA from Uranotaenia lowii, 10436 nucleotides. Its product is annotated as orexin receptor type 2-like. Gene Ontology annotation, biological process: G protein-coupled receptor signaling pathway. The transcript is spliced from 9 exons. Bases 1 to 1518 code for a protein of 505 amino acids. NCBI's taxonomy places the organism in Eukaryota, Metazoa, Arthropoda, Insecta, Diptera, Culicidae. The record is from RefSeq and is a predicted model, not a curated record. Gene Ontology annotation, cellular component: membrane. Gene Ontology annotation, molecular function: neuropeptide Y receptor activity.
AUGAGUCAAGUCGGAAAUGCUCUGGUCUGCAUCGCCGUCUACACAAACCACACGAUGAGGACGGUAACGAACAUAUUCAUCGUCAAUUUGGCGGUGGCGGAUUUCUUCGUGAUCCUGUUCUGCCUUCCGCCGACAGUCGUUUGGGAUGUGACCGAGACCUGGUUCAUGGGCAAGGCCAUGUGUAAAGUCGUCAUAUAUUUUCAGACUGUCUCGGUGACGGUGUCGGUGCUAACGUUGACAUUCAUCUCGAUCGACCGGUGGUACGCCAUUUGCUUUCCACUGCGCUACAAACCUCGGCCAGAACGAGCCUGGCGGUCCAUCGCCGUUAUCUGGCUUAUCGGGUUCCUAUCAGACCUUCCCGAGUUCCUGGUGCUGACGACCCGCCGUAAGAAGCUGCGUUUUGACAUCAAAUUGUUCACCCAGUGCGUGGCAACUUGGGACAAGGACAAGGAGAAAACCUACAACAUCCUCAAAUUAGUGUUCCUCUACUCGUUGCCGUUGCUGUUCAUGACGAUUGCGUACUUUCAGAUCGUGCGAGUCCUCUGGCGGUCGGAUACAAUCCCGGGCCAUCGAGAGUCCCGGAACCAGCCGUGUGGAAUUCAUGGCACCCGAGGGACGCUGAAUUGUGUCGGCAAUACCAGCACCAUGGGCCAGCUGAGGGCCCGGCGGAAAGCGGCCAAGAUGUUGGUGGCCGUCGUGAUCAUGUUUGCCGGGUGCUACUUUCCGGUCCAUAUGCUCAACGUGGCCAGAUACACAUUUGACAUAAGUCAGAGCAACAUCGUGGCGGUGCUGUCGUUGCUCUCCCACUGGCUGUGUUACGCCAACAGUGCAAUCAACCCUGUGAUUUACAAUUUUAUGAGCGGUAAAUUCAGACGAGAGUUCAAGAACGCCCUGGAGAAGUGUCACUGCCUGCGGAAUCCCCGAAGGUUGGGUGGUCGGGUGGGUGGCUACGAUGAUCGCUCGAUGUACCACACGGCCACCCGGAUGAAUGUGAGUCCCAGCACCCGCAGCAACUAUCAGCUGACCAGCGUAAGAAACAUUAGCAUUAAGCACACCCAGCAGACAUCGUUCAACGGAAGUCGCCACCAUCAUCAUCAUCAUGCCAGGAACAGCAUCAAUCACCCGGGCAGUCUAACGGCACCGCAAAUCUCGCCGGUAUCGCUCGAGGAACGGCUGGCGCUGACCAAGAACGUGGAUGGCGUUUCAGGUGGAGGUGGAGUAGAUGCUUCCGGUCAACUGACGGUUGCCAUCAACAACGGCAAUGGCGGCGCCCAUCAGAACGCCCAGAAUGGGGCCAGUCUUAGUAAUAACAACAGCAUCAAUAAUAACAACAACAACAACUCCCCGGCCGCUGCCAAUAAUCAACCGGCCAUGGGCAAUGGAUCGAUGGCGAUGAUGAUGGGCGGCCCAGAGAACGCCGGAAGUGGCUCAGUCAGCCACGGCGGCCAUCAUGGCAGUUCCUCCUCGAUGGUAGUGAUUGUGAACAAAUCCAGCAAUUGCAAGAUUAAUGGCACCUGACGGGCGAAGUUGCACGUUUCCUGGCGCAGAAGAAAUCGCGGCAACGAGUUGGGAGUUGGACACGGAGACACAGGGAGACACGAGCUGAACUAAGAGAAUAAGAUAAAGCGAUGACGUGUCGGUGCUGCUGUCAGAUUGUUUGAAGAGACAUAAAAUGUCAAACCUUAUAUGUAAAGGCGUGAACGACUGAUCCUGAGCUCACAUUGUAGUCCUGAAAAAUCUAACUCUGGAAAACUUGGGCAGUUCUUGCAUUGAGGAUCCGAAACAGAAUUCUCAAUUCCAAAUUAAAAUUUUAAAUCUGAUUGACAAGGCAAGAUCAAGAAAAAUUCGAAUACAAAAAAUUCAAGCUCUCUGGAGCCACCGCUGAUCAAUAUAUGUAUUUUGUUUCCUGAUUUUUUAUGUUUAUUUAGUCAUCGGACACAGAACAGUAACAGCAAACUUAAUCAGUACAUUUGCGUUCGACUUAACUAUGUGAUAUGAUUAGCAUUCUAUUAAAUGAGCUAUGGUGGAAGCCUUUUUCUGCAAUUGAGAUACACAAUGUAAAACUAUUUUAUAUCUUAAUGGAACUAUAAAUAAGAAUUGUAAUGCUAAAAAAUCACAAUACAAUUGUUACGGUCGUCAUUCAAGCUACAAAAAUCCGAAACAAUGCUUGCUUAGUAAAUUGGCAUCAAAACCAUGAGCAGGCUUGGUUCCACAGAAGAAACAAAACUGAUGUUGAUUUUUCAGUACAAAAAUAUUCAAUUUUCCCAUAUAAACUUAAAAGUUCAAAUUUACUCAUGUAAUCGUUACAUAAAAAUUCUGCAAAAAAUCAUGGAUAAGUUUUGAACCAAAACGAAGCUUUCCAGACCUCAGGGUUUAAGAAAUUCGAAAAUGACCCACAAUCGACUCAGUCUAAUGCUACACAUUUUUUCACAUCGGUAAAUAGCUCAGACACAUACAGCGAUUUGAGGCUGUAAUAAUUAAUUCACACUCCUAAAAACAAAUUGUACCAAAACCUGGAUGAUGCUUAAUCCUCAUCCGUCCCUGAAACUUUUACCCGAUACAGUCCCUGCAAUGUCAAUUUGACACUCCUGACUAAAACCAAUAUCUCUCUCUACUUUCUAAACCGAUUUUCACAAAAUUUAUAGUUUUGGAAACUUCGUAAUGUAACUCAAAUAUUAUUUUUGACUAUAUUCACCUACAAAUCUACAACCUACAAAGUUUUCCGUUAUUCAAAGUCUAAGAAAAAAAUCCGAAAAAACUUGCUUCGGAAUAGACUGUAUAUAUUUUUUGAUUUUUUUAAGAUCAUGACCACAAAAAAUGUAAAAAAGUGGUGUGAAACUCGAACUUUUCAAUCAAUGAAUCGUCAAAAUUGUUUAAGGCAUACCAAAUUAAUUUUGAAAACAGGAUUGGAAAGUUGACGUAAUUUGGCACAUUUUUGCAUUUUUAGUGUUUCAAAAUACGAAACACAGAAUUUUUGACGAAUUUUCAAAGGAAGCUGUUUUUCGAACUUUUUGUUCAUUUGCAAUUCCUCAGAUUUUCUUCAACUUUGAACGAAGUUUUAAGAGAAAAAACAUAUUUUUGAAACACAUUUGAGUUACGUUACGAGGUUUCCAAAACUAUAAAUAUUGUUCAAAUCGGUUGAAAAACGAGAGAGAUAUAGCGGUUUUAAGCGUGGAGUGUCAAAUUGACACUCAAGGUCUGAUUAGGGAGUUUUUUCCUGGGCUUUCAGGGUGCGUCCAUAAAAAAGUAGUGAUGAAAAAUUAAAGAUUUCGAGAAUUGAUUGAGGGCCCCCGAAGAAAUUGUUUUAUUUGGAUGCACUCGAAGAAAGUUACAAGCCGCUAAACUUCCAAUAGUGUCAUAUUGACACUCAAGCGCGGAUUAGGGUUAUUUCAGUUCCUAAAAUUGUUAUCGAGCUGAAAAUUUAAAACCGAGUUUCUGGAAUCCGAUCAUAAUGAUUUCAAAGAGAUUGAGGAAAUUAAUUUCAAUAUGGAUUGAUUGCUCUCUGGAGCCACCAUGCAUUGGAUAAUAAGUUCGUCACAGUCUGUUUUUACUCUUCAUAUUCAACUUUAAUCAAAAUACAGACGAAAAACCUAGAAACUAGAAGCUAUAAUUGCAAAUAUUCCAAAACUACCAAUGCCAGAUCCUAUGUUUCAGAAAAUAAAACUUUAAAGAAGAUUUUCAAUAUAUAAAAUAUAUAUUUUAUUUUCUCAAUGGACUCUUAGCAAGUACUUAUUUUAGCAAGGGCCGGAUGAUUGAAUGUGCCGUACCAUUUAUUGCAAAUUUUUUAAAGAAACUGGUUUCGUAACGUUAUACCUAAAUUAAAAUACGAUUAUAAUUUUAAUGGCAUGUGCGGCGGAAUAAAAACUAGAGAGAAUUUAUUUUAUAGAAAUUUGAAAGAAAGGUGGAUAGACAGGCAUUAGUGCGCCAAUAGAAGAAAGCUUGAAAGGUGUUGAAAUUUUAGGCUAGAGGGCAUGUUGAUGAAAAGCUCCUAUGAAUUGCUCCCGCCUUUGCUCUACACUAGCUAACUAUACAUGAGAAACUCAGAAAGAGAAUUCCCAUGUAUAGCGAGCCCAGUGGUUUGAGAGCGUGUUUUUACGCGCACUUCAAACGAGCAAAAAACGUAACAACCCAUGGGCCUACGAGCUUUCCUUAUGCGAGAACAGUUCUAGCGACGUUGCCAUUUUUUAGAUUCGCUGCGCAUAGUUGCUACUUGUCGAUUUUUUCGCAUUUCACAUUUUAUCUAUUCCGCGUUCUUACUUUUUGGCCAAGUGUCAAUUUUUGAACCAUAUUUUCUUGUUGUAUUUUUUCUUUUUGCCAAUGAUUGUUUGUUAUAUGGUUUUAAAUUAUAAUCAUAAAAAAUUAUGACGAUUAAAACCAUAUAACUAAAUUAAAAUACGUACAUUUAGGAAUAAGAUAUAUUCGAUUUUUUUUAUCAUUUGACUUCGAAAGAUUUUUACAUACCCAUACAUACGAACCCAUUCCAUUUUUCCAGAUUGAAUUUCAUUCAUUGUUAAUCAGAUUUACUUCGAUGCUAACAAAAGUUACAUGAAAUCUAACGGAAAUCGUUUGGGUAUUUUUGUUGCUGCUUCAAGAGAUUUAAUCAAAAGUUGAAUUGAAAUCAAUAAUUGAUGUAUUUUAAAAAAAAAAAUAAACACUCUGUUUUGUGAAUAACUUUUGAAUGCAUGGAUGUAGUAAAUUGAUGAAAUUUUUGUAAUGUUCUGGCAAGUGGUUUUUAAGAUACCGUCCUAAAGAAAAAUAAUUCGACUUUAAUUUGUGGGUUGCACGUGCAUCAUCUAUAACGCAUACAAUGAACCACCUUUUUUCAAAUCAAGGCGAUUUUUGAUAAAGUUUUCUUUUUCCUGAAGCUUGAUCUUCAGAAUACCUCAAAAUUUUAAAUUUUAUCGAAUUUAUAACAAAUUUAGCCGAUAGUCCUUCUUCGGAACAAAAACAACAUAUUUGACUUUUUAUCCCCCACCAGUUUUUUUGCGUAAUGGCAUGAUUCCAGAUCCAACUCAAACAGAUUUCAAACUGUGGAGGACUUAUUAAAAUGCUUUACAGGCAAAACGGUUGCAUUUGGAGGCAGUCUUUUUGUAUUUUUUUUGUGUUUUCAGCCAUUCAUCGUACCCAUCUUAAUGAAAGAAUGAGUAAUUUGGAGUUUCCACAGAUGGUUAGCCUUCUCAAGCACUAGACCAUUUUUCAUUUAUUUUUCAUUUAUUUCCUUGUUUAUUUCCGGGAAACACAGGCAAGACUUGUCAACGAAAAGUUUCUGAUUGGAAUCCUGCCAGGUGACCGUUGAAGAGUUCGUUUUGCUGUCCAUUACGAAUGUUUUCAAAAUAUUUCCCCAUCAGAGUGUCCAUUUCCCUGUCAUUUUAGUGAUCCCGGGAAAUUUGACGAUCCUUUUCCCAGGAAUUCUCAGGAUCCCGAGAAAAAUUUAAAAUGAAAUUUCAUGACUCUACUGCUUCUUUUUGGCAUUUACCUAUAUGGCAUUUUUGAAUUUUUAAUGCCUCAAAAAUUCAAUUAACAAUUAUAAAACCCAAGACCAAAAAACUAAAUACUUUAACCGACAAACUUGACUUAUUUUUGCUGCAAAAAUUUUAAAUUAUUGAGACAGAUUUUUCGCUAUUGAUAGAAGUUCGUUAGCUUGAUUUAAGGUCAUUCAUCAAAUUAUUUAAACGUAGAUUUGCAGAUAACUAUCGUUUUGUUGGUAAAGUGUCACUAAUAAAACUUAAUAAUAAUAAUCCUUUUGUUUUGAAAUAUUUCUUUUCUAUGCCGAUGAUUUUGCUACUGCACACAGUUUACGAAUCGGAAGUUUUAAAUGAUGAGUGUUUCAAAAUAGAACAUUCAGAUUCUUUAUUGGAAUUGUUUGGUUUUUAAGACUCUUUGUCGUUUUUCACUUUUGCACUAAGAUAUCGAACGAAAUAACAUUUUUUAUCCAAUUCAAUGUAUCAACCAGUUUUUUGAAAAAAUAAAAAUCAAGUCUAAGUCAAACAUCAACUACCAUCUUCCUUGCUCAAUCUGAUCCAUUUUUCUAAUUUAGAUUCCGUACAUUUUUAGUAAUUUAGUACUUUUCCCGAAGCCUAUGGGAAUUUCCCGGUUUUUUUAGCGUUUCCCAUUUUUUUAUUAUAAUUUCCGGGAAUUCCGCCACAAGCAGUCCAAAUAUUUUGCGCACAAUUUGAACACCAUAUUUUGUUUAUUUUAUCGGUAGGCAUCUUUUCUACGUUAUAAAAAGAAGUCAUACCUAUUUAUAAGUCAGCUAUACGAACCAGUCUGAAAAGUUUGACUUUUUUUUAUCACUUUCUUUUAUCAUAUUUUCGGAUUGAGCUUGGAAAAACCCUCUCAUUCCUCUCUCUUCAUGGAAUCUAUCAUCUUCACUUUUAUUCAAAUUUUAGCUCACUAUUGGAUCCUUUAGGACUUCUUCAACGAUUUAUCACGUGAACUUUGAUCGAAUAGUUGAUUUCCAGCUGUUCUUGGGUCUUCCACUGAGACUUUUCUGGAUUUUUCCCGAACCAGCCCAAAAAAAAUUGUCAAUGAACUUCAGCACUGGACGCUAUCUCAAAAACCACCUGACAGGUUGUACCAGGUAGCUUCACUGAAAAUUUCAUCAAUUUCCAUCCAUGCAUUCAAAAGUUAUACUCGAAACAAAGUGUGCAUUUUUUUCGAAUACACUCCUUAGAAGUAUUAAUAUUCAUAUUGGAUGAAUUCAAGCAGAUUGGAAAUAUUCCUCUUUCUUGUUAUUUAGGUAGAAGGUUAACAUAUAUUUAACUUUCGUAUCCAUUUUAAGCAGCGUUUCUAUCGACAAAUUAAAAAAUAUCAAACAUUUGAUUAGCUCUCUGGAGCCACCAGUUUCAUUGCAUUUUCUUGUUCUGCAUAAUUUGCUUAGAAUUUAACAUUAUAAUUAAAAAAAAAACGAAUUUUGUAUCCACUUAGUCAUAUUGAGAUAUUUAUCAAGACUAUUGAAACAUACAAGCCUCUGAAAUCGUCCAUCGUUGUUUAGAACUUUUUGUCAAAAGUUUUUUCUCUAAUUCGCUUUUCUUACACCCAGUCGUUGUUUUCAAACGGAUUACUGUAAACUAAAUCAGCCUUGUCAAAUUUAUUCAAAUGAAUUAAGCUCUCUGGAGCCACGAUACAACUAAUACAACUUAAAUCUGUGAACCUAUAAUAUUCCAUGCAAGAAAAUAUAGUUUUUUUUUUCAUAAUUUGUGUCAUCUGGAAGUUUAAAAAUUAUGAGCUUAGGAGUUAAUUAAGAAAUCUCUUGUGAGAAAUGUUAUUUUUAGUGAAAAUAAUAUAAAUGUUGUUGUAGAAGUAAAUAAAGAAAAAAAAGCUUUUAGUUAUGAAUUUUUAUCUGGAUUUCUUUAGAUCAGUUUAAGGCUCAUUUAAUUAUUUUUAUUUAUUUUAAUUAUUCUCAUUUUACAUCUAUACGUUUGAAAAAGCAAAUAAUUGAGAUAGGUGCUUGAAAAUAGUUGUCAUGAAUUGAAAAACGAUUGUUAACUAAUUCAAUAUUAUUUUGAAAUAUUUCACUAAAUGAGUGAUUUAUUAUUAUCAUCAAUUCUAAUGUACAAUUCUCAUUGUCAAUCCAGAUUAUCGCUCUAUUUUUUUCUCUGGUUAUUUCUAAAUAUAAAUUUAUCUCUGAAAUAACAUUUCCAAAAUAAGAUUCUGAGGUACGCUGCUAUUGGAACUUUAUUUUCAUUGAUUUGUUUUCGAAUUUCAAGCAUACAUACAAGACUAUUAAUUUUUUUCUAAGUGAAACGAAUGAAAAAGGUGUCGAUGAACGACACAAAUGAAAAAUCUUAUUUUUUGAAGAAUUUUGUAUACCACAUAAAAUUUUUAGAGUUUUUUUCUAAACGUAUCCGGGGCAGGCAAACCCGAGAAUUUCUACACAAGAAAAAACUGGAAAAAUCUGAGAUUUUGAAAAUUUUCAACUAAAAAAUCUAGCAAUAUCCUGGCAAAUCCGCAGAAAUCCUGGUGUUUCUCAUAAAGUUCAAGAGAAAAGGAUAAAAAUUAACACAUGUAAAAUAAUUUAUUUAUCAAGUCACAUCAGUGGCGUUUACAUCGUAAAUUAAAAUUUUAAAAAAAAUGUUUACAAGUUUCGAUGAAACAAGGCAAAAAUUUGCAUUCGACUCGAAAAUAGUAAAUAAUGGUAACUAAAAAUAAGAUUUUGGUUUGGGGUUGCUUAUAUUGUGUAUAAAUCCGAGCAAAAUCCGGCCUUUUUGAAUAAUAAACAAUAAAAAAAACUUCUAAAAGCUUUUUCUUAGAAGUCAAAAUUGUUCAUGGUCUCCGGGAAUUUCUAGAUCUCUUUUCUAUUUUUUUUCUAGAUCUUUAUUGUUAUAAACAAAAGUUUUGCAAAAAAAAAAAAUGCACAUGAAUUCAAACCUGUUUUUAAAAGUUAAACCGGAAACAGGAGUUUAUAUUUAAAAAAAAUCAAAUUUGGAUUCAGUGCCUUAAAAUUAAUCGAAAUCAGUUCUCAAAUUCUUUGUCCCAAGGAAAACAGGGAGUUUUGUUGCCUUUGUUUUGAAUUAUAUCUAUCCCAAAGCACUUAUUCGUUCAUGUUAAAACAGCUUUUUUGAGCUACUUAAUUUUCCAUCAUUGGCUCUAAAACACAAAAUAAACACAAUAUACACACAAUCCUCUCAUUCUCCAGUAACAAUAGGAAUCUUUUGUUUCUUAACGCUCUACCUUGAAUUUAAAAAUUUGAAUAAGAACUUUUUGAAUUUAAACUCUUACACCGUAAAAUUUUAUAUUUGAGGCCCUUGGAGCCAAAGGGGUAUAAGUGCGUAAAGGCUGAUUUCGAGAAAAAAAGCACUUGAACAUCGUUGCGUUCCAAUGAAUUCCACAGAUAUUUUUUUAAAAAAGAUUGAAAAAAUUUACUCAUCCCAAGUCUCAACAAUUUUGCAGAGAAUGUGAAAAAAACAAACAAUUACCGUUUGUGAGUUCGUGUUCCAAUUAUUGUGUCAAUUCUGUAGCUGACAUCUUGUUGUACACUUAAACAAGCAAAAGUGCAGUAAAAUCAAAAUUCCCUUUUAGUUGAACCUAUUUUCAUAAUCCUUCAAUUUCUGUCUACAUUUUUACGUCAGUUCAGGUCCAUCAGUAGAUGAACGUAGUAGAUAUGUUAGCAAUUUCAUGAAUUAAAGAUAUCUCCCACGCCUACGUGCACUAGUUCUUUCCCUCUCUGACUACUUUUUAGUCACAGAGAGAAGAAAAUUUUGUAUAUGUAUACCAACCGUAUAAUUUUAAAGUGAUAAUUAGGUGAAUUGCAUUUUUUUAUUCAAUUGCUUAAUCUAUGCGCCUAUCUUCAAAUCAGAGGAUUUAAAAAAUAUUCAUUCCAUUGAAUCCCUGAUAAUAAAUUAAAAUCAAUUUUCAUAUCAUCCUAUGAAAAUAUACAAAUUCAUAUCCUAAAUUGUGACUUUUGUUUCGGAUUAUAAAUGCUUACUCACAACGUUCAAAUCAAACGCUGAAUCUAGAUCUUAGAUGAUUGUAGUAAAUUGAUAUGAUUGUAUAAUUUCACUCUCUGGAGCCACCAUCAGACCAGAAUCAGCUCUCAUCGCAUUUCAUUUUAAAAAAAAUGUGCGUCGACCGAUGGAUAAUACAAAGAAUAAAGUAGAAAUAUUUCUUAUAAAAAACAAAUUUUUCCAUGAUUCAUCAUAAAAUAAUCUUUAUUUUCUCCAUAAAAACGAUUUCGAUCAAACGAAUGUUUUUUUAGAUACACGCAGAUGUAACAGUCCCAUUUUUAAAUGAACUAAGCUUAAGUGUAUCAAAAAUACUACAAUUCAUCAGAUUGUUUCAAGUUGAUAAUCUUUAUGUGACAAAAGAUACACAGAUUGGAAUUUUUUCUAUCGAGUGCGUAUUUUACUUAGUCCAGUACUGAAUACGAGCUUUCGUGUAACACGAAUCGUGUUCUUCGUUUGCUUUUUUUAAUAAGCUGCGUUUCUUUCAACAAAAUGGAAAGAUCGAUCAUUCGCCUCGAAAUCAUGAAUUUAUCCCGGGACUAUCCAACAGAAUCGUUUUUUGUUGAUCUCUCCCUCACGAUCGCUCAAUCCCAGAUUCUACAAAAUCAUAAAAUAGCUCUCUGGAGCCACCAUUUGGUGUUUCUUAACCGCUUUUUCUCGUUGGGAAAAAUCUGCUAUUAAAUGAAAAACGCACAACUUACACCCAUUUCACCGUAUUGAUAUAUGAAUCAAGAAUAUUACAGCAAAUAAUAAGAAAUUAGUAUCGUUAUUAAGGCUUUUUCCGAGAUUUGACUCCAAAUAGCUUUUCUUACUCUCAGACAGAGCCGUAGAAAGAACUGCCUUAUGGGGGUUUGUUUACAAAUUUUUUUCCUAAAAAUGUUUAUUUAAAAAAUACAUACCUAAAGAAAAGUAAAAAAAAAAUUAUACCUUCUAGAAGUAUCUCAUUAGUCGGGUUUUAGUUCUUUGAUAUCAAAGUUAUUCAUUUAAAAUUGU